CACUCUUCUCUCCACUUUACUUUUCUACACACUCGAUUUCGCCUCCUCUCCACAUACUCAUUAGUGUACCCUCUUCCCCUGAAAAUAAACGUACCAGUCUACUGAUACUGAUAACACUAUGGCCUCCAUGACAGGGGCAACAGGGGGAUGGACUAAUAACUUUGCCCACUAUGGACGUUCAAACCAAACGAUGGAUGACUUGAUAAUGGGGCAACUGGCCGAUGACCUAGGGCACUACAGCCCCAAAACAAUAGAAUAUGAUCCCGAGCCAUAUCAACGUAUGCUUCGGCAAGAACGUAAUUUGAAGCAAACUUAUCAACCUACUGAUGCUGGUGGGAGAAUGGCUUCGUCAAGCAGGGCAAAGGGGAAGGCCAAAAGCUCUGAGUACCAUGGACGUUCAAGGCAAGAGGUGGAUGGCUUGAUACCGAGACAGCCGAUGAAUGGUCAUGAGCUCCCCAGCUUGCAAACAAUAGAAGAUAGCACCAGUUCCGAGGCAUACCGCCGUAUACCUCAGCAAAGCCGUAAAUUGAAACAGACCCAUAAACCUAUUGAUGUUGGCGUUGAUGGGAGCCUGGGCUCGUCAUCGAGGGCAAAGGGGAGACUCAAAAGCUCCUGUCACCACACACGCGUGGAGUUCAAGGGGAAUGACCCAAUCCAGGUGACUGAUGACAUUUUGUCUAUACCCAGCGCCCAAGCAACAGAAAACAGCAUCAAUUCCGAGGCAUUCCCCCAUAUACCUCGGCAAAGUCGUAAUCUGAACCAAACUCGGCAACUGAUUGGUAUUGGUAGCAGUACGCCUUCCCCAACAAGGGCAAGAGAGGAGCCCAAAAGCUUUGGUCAGCAUGGACGUCCAAAACCAGAGGUGGAUGACUUGAUACGGCUGAUUGAUGACAUGAAGCUGAUCGGUGUUCAAGCAGCAAAAGACAGCACCAGCCCUGAGCCAUGCCGACGAAAAUCUCGUCAGAGCCGUAACUUAGAGCAAACUCAUCAACCUAUUGAUACUGGUGGUAGAAGCGUGGCUUCUUCAAUAAGAACAAAGGAACGGUCUAACAUCUCAGACUACAAUGAGAAGCCGGAACCAGAGGAGCCUGACUUGAUACAGCUGGAUGAUGGCAUGGACUCACUUAAUGUCCGAGUGACAAAAAGCGGUACAAACCUCGAAUCAUACCAUCACACACGCCAGCAAGACCAUAAUGUGAAUGCCACUGGAGAGAUGAUAGACUUAUUGACGCCCCCAUGUUGGGGUUGCAGUAAGAAUAUGAAGAUGGGCAAGCGCGGCAUUAGUAGCAACAUUCAAGGCAUGGAAUAUUAUUGCGAAAACCAUAGCUCUCGUCGUCGAUGUCAUGGCACAACAGAGAAGCGUACACGCUGCAGUGUCUUUUCUCCAAGCAAAGAGUUGGUCGAAGAUGGGGUUGAGUGGUAUUGCUUUAAACAUAAUCCUCGCAAUAGUCACCUUCGAUGUCAGAUGGAUGCCAAAAACAAAGGAAGGCAAUGCAAGAUUAUUUGCUCCGAAUCAGAAAUCCGCCUUGGUGAUGUACCUAUUUGUAAUAACCACUUUAAUAAGAUAAGAUAAAAUUCCUGUCAGUCCAUCAUUACGUAACGCUGCGUUAUAGCUCCUAAUACGAUUAGUGAAUAUAAUGAAAGGC
Messenger RNA from Lobosporangium transversale, 1646 nucleotides. RefSeq lists its product as hypothetical. Lineage: Eukaryota; Fungi; Mortierellomycota; Mortierellomycetes; Mortierellales; Mortierellaceae. The transcript has a single exon. The coding region runs from base 119 to 1573 and encodes 484 amino acids. The record is from RefSeq and is a predicted model, not a curated record.